GGAGAAGGAAGAAGAAACCCCAAAUGAAAGCCCCCCCCCCCCCCCCGGCUGCUUUCACACUUGUUGAAUAACGUCUCUCUUCGACCCUGCGGCGGGUUUCGGACAUUUUGCCAACCGGUUCCUCGUGCCUGUCUCCCGGGUCUGUUGGAGCGGCUUCACGGCUGACCAACAAUAACAACCAUCCAUUUAUUUCACAGACUCCAAACCGCCGCGGACACACUCGGCAUCCAGCUUUGUGGCUCUCCUGGGUCGAUAUUUCCUCUUUGAUCCUGUUCAUCCAGCUCCGGGCAGCUCGGGGAGUCGCACGGAGCGCGGCGCCCUCCCCUCCGUGCAGCGCCGCUGGGUGGCACCGCUGUCUCCGGGCGGAGGGACUCGGGUCUCGUCGUGGUGGACGGAGCUCUCCACCGAGUCGGGUAUUUAUCUGGAGUGUGAGGCGGAGAGCUCAGGGAGGCACGCCGGCCGCAGCGCCCUCUCCGCCGGGCGGCACCGCUGGCUCGAGCCGGUGGGAUGACUCUCCACCAGGAGUGAGCAACGUCACAUUCACCAGAAAACUAAUCUUGUUUGGAUCACAAAGCCGUGACCCGGUUGCUUGCUCUGUAUAUUUGGACCUUGGUAAUUAGCUUUUGAAGCGGGGAAAGCUCCGGGACACACGCCGAGCACAGCGCACUGUCGCCGGGCUGCGCCGCUGCGUCCGGCCCGGUGGGAUGUGUCGCCACUGGGGGUGGAAUACUUUCUAGAGAUCCAGGCUUUCCUGCAUCGGAGGUGAACCCGGUCGUCGCCUGUGUUGUCGCCCUCCUGUCGGUGUGUUUGAGUGAGCUUUAGGAGGAGGGCAUGGCCGACUCCGGCCGAGCCAGACCGGCGGACCCUGACGCCGCGGACUGCCGGACAGGGAGCCCUCUGACCGUGAAGAAGAGGGCGCAGAAUUCUCCCGGUCUCCGGCCCAGGUACCAGAGCUCCGCACCGGGACACUGCCUCAAGAAAGUCACCCUGACCAAACCCACCUUCUGCCACAGCUGCAGCGACUUCAUCUGGGGGCUCAUCGGCUUCCUGUGUGAAGUGUGUAACUUCAUGUGUCAUGAGAAAUGCCUGAAGACGCUGCGCUCAGUUUGCUCCUGCAUGACUCCGUCUUUGGUCCAGGUCCCGGUGGCUCACUGCUUCGGUCCGGCGGGUCAGAAGAAACGUUUCUGCUGCGUCUGCAGGAAGCAGACGGAGGGAAGCACGGCGCUGCGCUGUGAAGUGUGCGAGCUGCACGUCCACGCUGACUGCGCUGCCUUCAGCUGUGCAGACUGUCGCAGCUGCCACCUGGACGGGACUCUGGAGCAGGAUACGUUUCACCACCACUGGAGGGAGGGGAACCUGGCAUCGGCGGCGAGGUGUGAGGUUUGUCGGCGUUCCUGUGGUUCCUCUGACGUCAUGGCAGGGAUGAGGUGCGAGUGGUGCGGCAUCACGAGCCAUGCGGCGUGUUACCUCAGCGUGCCACCAGAGUGCACUCUGGGACGUCUGCGCUCCAUGCUGCUGCAUCCGGCCUGCGUACGCCUCGACUCCAGAAACUUCAGCAAGAUGCACUGUUACCGCAUCAGUGAGAGCUGCAGCCAGGACCUGGAUAACUCGGAUGAAAUUGAUGCGUCUGCUGCUGUGUCUAAAGACGGUCAGCCGGCUGCUCCAGAGUCAGGGAAACAGUUCCUGAAGGUGUUUGACGGUGAUGAUGCAGUCAAGCGCGGCUUCUACCGAUUGGUCUCCCUCAUUCGAGCCACGAGGAAUGAGGAAGUGGUGGAGGCGGCGCUGAGGGCCUUCUACCUCCCCGAUGAACCUCAGGACUUCGAGCUGCACGAGAUUGGCGGCGUGCAGCGUCUCCAUAGCGACGACAUCCUGAACCGUAACGGCGGUCCUGACAACAGGGGCUCUCUGAAGGACGGAGGUGAGGCCUGGCAGCUCAGGGCCAAACCCCGAGACUCUGAGGUCAUCAAGGUGUACCCAGGCUGGCCCAGGUCGGGCGCACCUUUCGUCUCCGCCACCGCCUCUAAGGACAGCACGGCAGCUUCAGUCCUCGCCGAAGUCUUCAGUCAGCUCAACAGAACGGGGGAAGACGCGUCCUGUUUCAGCCUGCAGGAGGUCUGCAUGAGCAGCAAGCAAGUGCAGAGACAGACGCUGACUCCUCAGGAGAAGAUUCUGGACAAGCUGCAGGAGAUCAGGAAGGUGUCUCUGCGAAACAUGAACCAGACUCGGUUUUACAUCGUGGAGAACGGGAACCGGGAGGUGCGGGUCAGCCUGCUGAUUGGAGGGCUGCCCCCCCUGCUGAGCAAAGAGGAGUACGUCCAGCUGAUCCAGGAACACCUGACCAUCAAGAGUCACCUGGUCACCAUCAGCCAUGUCUAUGCCAGUCAAGGUGCGUUGGCGUUGCAGAUCUCGUGUUUCUCUGAAGCGGAGAGGAUCUACAUGCUGGCGAAAGACACGACUGUCAACAACAAGACGCUCGCUUCCCUCGUCAUCCCAGAGAUCUUGACCAACAGGCUGGGGCCGGACGUCUGUCCUCUGCUGGUGUUUGUCAACCCAAAGAGCGGCGGGCUGAAAGGCAGAGAGCUUCUCUACAGCUUUCGGAAACUUCUGAACCCUCACCAGGUCUUUGACAUGUCCAGCCUCCAUACGUUCCGAGAGGUUCCCAGGUUUCGGGUGCUGGUCUGCGGGGGCGACGGGACGGUGGGCUGGGUGCUGGGAGUACUGGAGGCUGUCCGGCACAAACUGGUCUGUCGAGAGCCGCCCAUCGGCAUCGUGCCACUGGGGACAGGUAACGACUUGUCUCGUGUGCUGCGCUGGGGAGCAGGUUACAGCGGCGAGGACCCGCACCACAUCCUGGUCUCUGUGGACGAGGCAGACGAGGUUCUGAUGGACCGAUGGACCAUCCUGCUGGACGCCCAGGAUAUGUCUGAAGACAGCAAGGACAACGGCUUCCUGGAGCCGCCCAAGAUCGUGCAGAUGAACAACUACUUCGGUCUCGGCAUCGACGCGGAGCUCAGCCUCGACUUCCACCAGGCGCGAGAGGACGAUCCCGAUAAAUUCACCAGCAGGUUCCAUAACAAAGGAGUGUAUGUGAAGGUCGGGCUGCAAAAGAUGAGCUACAGUCGGAGUCUCCACAAAGAGCUGCAGCUCCAGGUGGACACUCAGAACGUCCCGUUACCCAACAUAGAGGGGCUGAUCUUCCUCAAUAUACCCAGUUGGGGUUCUGGUGCUGAUCUCUGGGGGUCAGAGGUCGAUGGCCGCCAUGGGAAACCACGUAUUGAUGACGGCCUGGUGGAGGUGGUCGGGGUGACCGGGGUCGUCCACAUGGGCCAGGUGCAGAGCGGUAUGCGGUCAGGGAUUCGUAUCGCUCAAGGGAACUACAUCAGGCUGACUGUGAGCAAACCCAUACCUGUCCAGGUGGACGGAGAACCGUGGAUCCAGCCGCCGGGACACAUCAUCAUCUCUGCUGCUGGACCAAAGGUUCGGAUGCUGAGGAAGUCCAAGCAGAAGCAGAAGAAGUCAUCGGCUAGUGUGAAGGAUGGACGUUCUGAGAGUCCGUCCACCAGAGACGGAGGACACCGACCAACCUGAAUAUCAGUGUCCCGCCUUUUACCUGCUUCCUGCUGCACCUGGGAAGCUGUUUUGGUGCCAGCUGGGAUUUCACUCAUGCAGCUUUGUAGCGACGCUGACGGGCCGCAGAUCGACUUGGACUCUGAAGGAGGUUUAACGUUUACAUUCCUGCACGUGGUGGGAGGAACUCCUGGGCUUCUGUUCUGCUGACCGAGCACUUAGAGUUCACAAUAACCACGGUUAAUAAUCUAACUAAAGCUUUUUUUACUUAACAUCCAAGAGUAACAAGAAAUUAAUCAAUUCAUAAUAGGAUUUAAUUGGAACAAGGAGUUGAAUUUUAAAAAGAAAUCGAGAAAAGUAUUUAACAGAAGUUGUUGUUGCUGUAAAUGUACAGUACGUAGCAGUAGACUCGGUGUCCGUUGAUUUUGAUUUGUAAUAACUUUAGUGCAGCUAUAGAGUGAUUAUGACCUCAAAGUUUCUCAUAUUGUCAUUGGAGAAUAUGAAAACGCUGAAUCCUGAAGCACUGCUGAAGAGACGGGCAGUUUCUUUAUUAAGAAGCUGUAACCACAUUAUGUUUAUCUCAUCCACAAAUCUCCUGGGAUGCUGAACUGGCCUUCUUCUUCUUCUUCUUCUUCUUCUUCUUCUUGUGUGAAAUCCUUUGGUUUAAGACAAUGUUGCAGUGAAGCUCUCUAAAGCUAAAGAGUGUGCAAAUUCAAAACUAAAAAAAAAACCUGACUCUGAAACCACUGUGCCCUCUAUACAGAGUCAGUAAGCAGAUGGAAAAACAAAAAGUCUGAUCAGUCUGAGCAUUAACUGAAAAGCCUGAAACACAGUUUGUAUUUCAGCAGGUAGAAAGAGUGGAACUUUUAUUUUGGCAACAACAGCAACUGUAAAUAGCAUAUGUCAGUUCUGACGUCAACAAGUUUGUUUUGCCUCAUAUUAUCACCUUUUAAUCUUGUGUGAAUAAGAUUUCAUGCAAGAUCAACUGCAAACUUAAUAAGAAGUUAAAAAAUUAUAUGGUUACAUACAGUUUUUUUUAACUAAAGUUGAAUUUAGUUAAAUCAUUUCAACUACUUUCAUACAAAAACGCAUGAAAAUGUCAUUCCUAGAAAAUCCAUUUUAGAUAAUGCAUAUUUAAUUUUAAUUGGCUUUAUUGGCCCCCUGUAUGCAGGAUAAGCGGUUGACGAUGGAUGGAUGGAUGAAUGGCUUUAUUGGCAAGACGUUUUAGUUCAAACAUGUUGCCAAAGCAGAAAGUCACAUAUAAAUAAUAAAAUAAUAAUCUAAUAAUAAACAGUAAAAAGAAAUCUAAAGAAAAUAACUAAAUAAAUUUCUCAAAUAUAUCUUAUGUAUAUAUGUAUAAUAUAUAUGUCAAAAUAUAGCAUUUUAAAAGUUAGAAAAGCUGUUAUGUAAGCAAAGAGAAGCUAAAGAAAACAUGUGACCAUAUCAAAAGUGACCAAGUUAGCGAAGCAUAACUUUUAAAAUGUAGUUUUUCAACAGUUUACUUUAAAUGAAAACAGGUUGUUCUGAAACACAAUUGUAAAAUCUGCCAAGAUAUAUAUUAUUAUAAGACGUGUGCUGAAGCAGCCAAACAAUUAAUCAAAAAAUGCUAAAACAUACUGUUGGAAUGCUAACGGCAGUGUUAGCAAAAACUAGCUUGUUAAAUAAGCGUUACGUUAAACUUAAUUUAGCUGACCGCUCUAGUCAAGUUAACAUCAUUAUCUUCCGAUCAAAAAGUAAUAGUUGACUAUUUAUCCAAUUUUCUUAUAUUUGCAAAACAUUAGUUAAAAAUUAAAGUGGCGGGCUACAGAUGGUGUUGUUGCUCAGAUAGAAGAUGUCAUGAAUGAUGUUGAAAAAUUAAAGUAGUCUACUUCGAUAGAAACAUUAUGUCUUCAGUUAUUGCUAAAAUACUGAGAUUUGACUUGUCGAGUCUUAAGUUCAUUUUAUUAAGCUGGUUUUAUGAAGACAGCAUAAAUAACAAUAAGCAGAAAGCCCAAAAUUUCCCAGGACCCAAAAUAAAAAGUGGAGAACAGACUGAGGCCAUUGUGAUUCUAGGCAUCACUAGACGCUAGCUCUAGAAUACUUGCUACAUUGUUAGCUGCAUUACAGUGCCAUUACUAGCUUGAAAGCUAGUUAGCUGAAAAGCUUGCUAGCUUGCUAGUAUCUCAAAACUAAAUUUAAUUUGUAAAGUAAAAGGAAUUACUGAAAUGUGUGCUGUGAUCAAUGUAAUUACAGGUAGAACCAGAAACUAUCUAAAAAACCAACGACAUUAGUAGCUUAGCGAGCUGGUAGCCAACCUGAACAUUAUGUUCCAUGUAGUAGUAGGGAACAUAGGAACAAUCCCCUAGUUUACUAGCUAGCAAGCUAACAAAACGUAAAGCUAGCAUGGUACUAGCUUAUAAAGCUGGUGGUCAACCUCAACAUAGGACGUUUGUCAUGUUCCCAUUGCGUGCCAUAAAAAUCUAAGGAACAUAUUAGGGAACGUAGUAGGGAACAAAAGAACAAUCCCCUAAUUUACUAGCUAGCAAGCUACCAACACAAAACGUAAUUUGUUGAUUACUAUUAUUGAGGGUUUACUAAAAUGUACUAAAGGCUAGAAUACUAGCGUGGUACUAGCUAAGCGAGCUGGUUACCAAGCUAGGUAGCUUGCCAAAACAAAAUUAAUUUCAAGCAACUGAUGAAGUACUUUAUUGGUAUUCAUUAUUAAUAUAAGGUAAAAAAAAAUAUUAUCACAUUAAUAGUUAUUUGAAGGAAUGAUUUGCAAUUUGAGGGUAAAAUAUCAAUUUAGGGAACAAUUUAUCAGAAAAAUUCCUGAUAUUAGUGGGCUCAGUAUAAAUGUGAAUAAUGCGAGUGUGGCCAAAAAACGGCAGCAUUUACUGUUAUUCUAAACGGUAAACUAAAUGAUUUUUACAUUUCAUAAUUUGAUUUCAGCACCAAUGCUGUGCAAAAGCCCGCAUCUUUUCAUCUUAUCUUAUUUUGUCGCCACUAGUCUUUCCAAAGUAAAAUUAAAAAAGGUAUUUCUAACACCUUCCAAGACAGAAUCCAAACUCACCGUCACACAUUUCCCCCAAACCUACAACUUUUCAAAGAUGAGUUUCAGCUGCCAGUUUAUACUCAGACAUAAAGACGGAGGAGGAUUUUACGAACUUCGUCCACAUUCCCAGAGACGCAGGAACAAGAAGAAACAGAGUCUGUAAAGGACAGUUUCUGGACUCGACGAGGGAUCUGAAGGUCCCAGCUCCUGAUGUAGCCACAACAAGUAUUGGAUCACUGUACUUUUGUUGUGAUGUUUAAGGGUUCUUUUUAAAUCCAAGAUCUGCAUUAGCUGAUUUAUUUUGAUGUUUUUUGGUGCUAGAAGGUUAAUAUGUUAUAGAUCUGUGUUUGAUUCAAGGAUCCUGUUUUUAUUCAAAGCCUCAAACCAAAGCUCUUCUUUUAUUAAAGCCGUUUUACUGAAGGACUAAUGCAAGAAAUGGAACUUUGAAUUGAAUUUGAAUGCAGGUGGAUUUAUCCCUGAUGGUUGCAUUUAAUGAAUUUAAUAAAUAUGGACCACAGUAAAGGUUUCUGGCUUUGAAUGAGCGGCGAUCUGAGAAUGAGUGCUGCUGAUAACACCUGUGGCAUUAUCAUCGACUGUGGAGUAAACUGCUGAGCUUCAUCAGAGGAGCUGUGAGUAGUUGAAACUGUACAGAUACUGUUUAUUUCAUGCAUGAAGUACUGUAGUUCUGAGUGUUGUGUAUUUAUCUCAUCUUUGUUCCACUAAUGAGUUCGUCUGUCCGCCGUCGCCGUUAAAGAACUGCUGGUUUUACACGUUUCUGACGAUUUCCUGUAUAAACGUCACAUUCCUGCUCA
Messenger RNA from Micropterus dolomieu (smallmouth bass), 7410 nucleotides. Its product is annotated as diacylglycerol kinase theta. The transcript has 24 exons. Gene Ontology annotation, biological process: lipid phosphorylation; diacylglycerol metabolic process; intracellular signal transduction. Gene Ontology annotation, molecular function: ATP-dependent diacylglycerol kinase activity. NCBI's taxonomy places the organism in Eukaryota, Metazoa, Chordata, Actinopteri, Centrarchiformes, Centrarchidae. The record is from RefSeq and is a predicted model, not a curated record. The coding region runs from base 832 to 3588 and encodes 918 amino acids.